AUGGGACACUGCAUUCAAGACUUUGUAUGCAGCUAUAACUGCUCGUCUUCAUUUAAUUCUUUUGCCGGAUCUCAUUGUUGCAUUUAUCCAAAAGAAAAUUCAGUUAAUAAAUGCCAAAUAUUUCACUCUUCAAUUGCAGAAAAUAAAGGAUAUGGAUACUCUGUUUUUUUUCAAGAAGGUGAUUUACUCAUUUCUGGACUUAACUUUUCUGUUUGUAAUUGCGAAAGGUAUUCUGCUUAUACAAUUAUAAAUCCACGAUCUAAUGGUAUAUGUAAUUAUUCCACCAUAAGCAGAUGCUCAUCAUCAGAAAGGGGAAUCAUUCAACAUGCUCAGUUAUCUCAGAAAAUUGACCAUUGUAACAUACUCAACAAUACAACACCAAAUUCAAGCAUAUUUGGUGUUGUGCUCUCGUGGGUAUGCACUCUUUCAAUUGAAGAAAGUUGUUUUUUGAAAAAUAUCAGUCCUCAUUUAUUUGCUAUUUAUGCUAAUCCUUCUUCGAUAUCAUUAAACCGCUGCCUUUUCGAUUCCUCAGCAUCAACACUACAUCCAACUUUAAGUGGAGGAAUUACUUUUAAAAUGGCAAACAAUGUUAACUCUUUAAACCUUAGAUUACAUCAUUAUCCACCAGAUGGUUGCGGAUUGAAUAACCAAAUAAUAUUUAAAUGCUCUAUCAAGAACAAUAAUCGUUCUAUUUUUUCUAUUUCAUCUUUUUAUCUUGCAUUUAUUUCUUCAUCCUAA
Messenger RNA from Trichomonas vaginalis G3, 738 nucleotides. RefSeq lists its product as uncharacterized. The transcript has a single exon. The coding region runs from base 1 to 738 and encodes 245 amino acids. NCBI's taxonomy places the organism in Eukaryota, Parabasalia, Trichomonadida, Trichomonadidae. The record is from RefSeq and is a predicted model, not a curated record.